Molecule: messenger RNA, 3261 nt
Organism: Liolophura sinensis
Lineage: Eukaryota; Metazoa; Mollusca; Polyplacophora; Chitonida; Chitonidae
Exons: 10
Coding region: 253-2094 (613 amino acids)
Molecular function (GO): RNA binding
Source: RefSeq, a predicted model, not a curated record
AACCGAUCACUGUGGAAGUCUUCUUUACAGGAUUUAUCGUUACGAGGUGUAGAAAUGACAAGUUGGUUGAUUUUUUUGUAAAAUGUUUUCAUUUAUGGGAAAGCGAUAGAGACUAUCUUCGAUGACAGAGGAUUAUCUUCACUGACAGUUACUGAGGUAGCGAUAAAAUCUGCACUGGUGAAAAGAAUGCAACACUGACACUCCCGUGACAAAUUCAUUUCCAUCAUCAGGAAACAAACAGACCACAAAGCGAUGUCACACCUUCCAAAACUUGAGCUUCAGACUGUUUUGAAUGACCAAGAAAAAGAAUUAACCAAGAUUGUGCACAAUACAGCAAUGGAUGCAGAUGCAGAAUGUCGAUGUAUUGAGGUCUCAUCUCUACCUGAGGGUGUAGGCAAAGAAGAGUUGGAGCGGUACUUCAGUAACAAGCAGCGAUUUAGUGGAGGGGAAAUCCAAUGUAUCACCAUGAACCCAACACAGCUCUCAGCGGUUAUCGAGUUCAAAGACCCGAGUGCUGUCAACACGGUGCUAAGAAAAACCUCCUUGCUCAUCCGUGGCAAGGUGAUCACCGUACAGAAGCACUCUGCAACUGAAGAGUGUGUUGUCAAGGUAACAGGGUUGCCUGAUGUUGAUAAGGAGCACAUCCAGUUGUAUUUUGAGAACUCCAAGCAUUCUGGAGGUGGAGAUAUAAAAGACAUACAGGUGAAAAAAAAUGGCAGCAUGCUGAUAACAUUCCUGCAGAAAGAAGAUGCAGAAGGAGUGUUAGCCAAAUCCGACCAUGAGAUCAUGAAAACAAAGAUCAAGGUGUCUAGAUGGCAGAAACCAGAACAAAGGACGCUGCAAGUGUCAGGAUUAGCCCCAUCAGUUAAUGCAGAAAUGUUGGAGCUGUUUUUUGAGAAUGAGAAAAAAUCAGGGGGAGAAAAUGUCACAAAAAUUCAGAUGAUGAAAGAGGGCAGCGCACUGGUGACAUUUCAAGAGGAAAAAGUCUGCCUGAGAGUUCUAAAGAGGAAUGAUUUGGUUUUGGGGGGAGCCCAGCUGUUUCUUUCCCUCUGGGAAGAAGAGGAUGAGGAAGGAUCCAGGGCAAUCAUUGUUAGUGGAUUUGACCCUAAUACUCCAGAUGAAAUGAUCAAGUUAUUGUUCGAAAACAAAAGGAAGUCCAGAGGUGGUGAAAUUGAAAUGUUGAAAUUCAUUAAAAAUGGAACUGCACAGAUUACUUUUAAGGAUGGGAAAGUUGCUGAGAGAGUACUUGCAUUUGGAAAUUCGGGAGGUAUAAAGAUAGGAGGUAAACCUUUAUUGAUAUCACCAUACACGGAAGAAGCCAAUAGCUCAUGCAAAACAGAGAGAAAACCAACAAAUUUGACAGACGGUGUUCUGGUUUCUGGGCUUACUGAAAAAGUUUCAAAGGAGACCAUACAGCUGUAUUUCGAAAACAAGCGCCGAUCUGGAGGUGGAGAGUUGUCAGAUGUUACCCAGGAAGAUGACUCAACCAUGCUUAUCAAGUUCUGUGACCCACAAGUGGUGAACUCUGUGCUGUCGAGGAAUGACCAUGAGGUAAAUGGUGUGAAGUUGAAAGUCACGGCUCAUCACGCCCCAUGUCCCAUCCCAAUGGACCCCUGUAAGGUAUUCAUACAGGGAGUGAAUAGUAACACAACUCGUGAGUGUCUCAUCAUGUACAUCGAGAGAUGUUGUGGACAGGAGCCUAACAGAAUUGUGCCAGGGCCAAAACCUGAUACCUACAUGCUGCUGUUCGGUGAAAGUGUCGACUUGGCCAAAUUCCAGCAGUCUUGUAAAGAACGACCUCUGGAACGGUGUUAUCUCUCUGUGGAGGGAGUACCCGUGAGUAACUCUAUCCGGGUAACCAAUCUGGAUCCAAAAAUUACCAAAGAUGCAUUGCACCUCUACUUUGAAAGCAAGAGGAGAAGCCAUGGGGGCCCAGUUCGGGAUGUGGAGAUGUUCGUGGAGAAAGGCUAUGCGUUGGUACACUUUAUAAACCAUGCAGAUUUGGAUGAAGUACUUCAACACAAUCAUGUAUUGGAAAAGCAAAAAUUGUCCUUGUGUGUUCACUAUGACUGUCUUGGGUUGGUGAGCUUGUAGGUCGAUGAAAGGGCUGGUAAAUAUAGGUAUACCCAUUCCAAUGGACACCCAUCUCUUAGAAUUAUUUUUAACUUCUGGACAAAACCAGCAAGAUGCAGAACAGGAAGUUGGACGCUAAUGUUGAGGUACAAGGAGGUUCAAAGGGGGCAAGAAAACCGACAACUGACCAGAAGAUGGAAGGAAACUGUGAGCCAUGCGAUUACUGAAUUUAUCAAAAAGUUCACUGUUUGCAGGAAACUUAUUCCUAGAUAGCUGAGGGUUUAACGUGAAAGAAGGGGGAUUUAACUGUUAUCCCCAUGUUGAUCAUGUUGAUGACAGGAGCACUGUUGUUGUUGUAGGAGAUCAACAGACAGUGGAAAAGUGUAACAACAAUUUAGAAAGCAUAAUCUUCACAAUCAGUCCUGACGGUUGGAGUGCAGUACAAACUAGCUAGCUGGUUAGGACUACGAAUACGCCCCCUGGCAUGGCUGGGAGCAGAUUUACUUGUGUGAUCGGUGUUUAGUGUUUUUGACUCUUGACAUAUUAUUCCCUGACCAAGGCAGUAGAAAAAAAGAGGAGAGUAAUCUGAAACCAGUGUCAUUCAUGGAGGAGCAACUCAUUUUGUUCAUGAGCGAACCAGAGCAUAUCAUGACAGGCGAGAAAAUGGUUAGAAUAUCUGACCAAUAAGGAAACUAAAAUUGUGAUUAAGCAAACUGCACUGAUUGAACUACAAGAAUCUAGCUGGAAUAUUUUAUCUGGAGAAUCGAAGGAACUACAAGCAAGAUGUGGAUGUACUUUUUAAUGAACUUGAAAAAAAAAAAUUCCAAUAAAGCCUUACUUUCAGCCUUUAAAGGAUAUUAUAUCUAUUUCAUGUGAGACUACAUGUAUAUAGUUGCUGGUCACACACGUAAUCUGUAUAUCUUUGAGUUACUUCCCUUGUGGUGAAUAUGUAUGCUAGAAUUUUCUUGCCUUGUUUUACCAUUACUUACUACACAGGCCAUAAAUAUACACUACACACACACGUUCAGUAUCUGUGUACAGUCUCACUAUAAAUGCCAGUGUGGACAAAGCCAUACCUUCAUGUUAAAUUAACUUUGAGUCUCUUGUUAUUCCCAGUCAAAGGAGUUAAUUAAACUAACGUGACUACUGUUGUCUUUAUAAAUGAUUUUACAUGAUGGAAUUAAAAUA